Pongo pygmaeus (Bornean orangutan) is the source of this 2129-nucleotide messenger RNA. RefSeq names its product protein FAM90A3-like. Bases 1 to 1890 code for a protein of 629 amino acids. The transcript is spliced from 8 exons. The record is from RefSeq and is a predicted model, not a curated record. NCBI's taxonomy places the organism in Eukaryota, Metazoa, Chordata, Mammalia, Primates, Hominidae.
AUGGGUAUCCGGAAACGCGCCAGGAAAAGCUUCCGUGCCAGUGAUUCGUUGCCUCAGAAACUGCCUGACGCGCAGGAGUCAGACUUCCGCUGGGACGUCAAUAGGAAACUGGGGAACUACUGUCAGAAGGAGCAUGACCACAAUGAACCAAAGAGGGUGGAAGGAAACGAUGUGAGACCAGAAAGCUCAGAGAACGGCCACAGGGGGUCUGCAGUCCAAUUCACGGUGGUUUCCAAGCGCCUCCUGGAGGAGAAAACACAUGAGGGUGUUGUCAGGGUUCUCUGCCGACAGACUUACGGUGGGGAAGAAAGAGAAGCUCUGAAGAUGGAUCAUGGCCGUGACUGCAUGUCAAGGAGAAUCUCCUUGCUGACACUGAGGCCUACGUGGAGAUAUAGUAAAUACGGUCCAAUUAAAAGAUCUGACCGACUGGUGGUGAGGUCUGCUCAUCACCGCACCGGCAAGGAGUUAGCUGGGGGCUUCCUGUGGGGGAUGAAGACGAUGGCACGUCGUGACCCCAAAACCGGGGCAAACAGACUCGUGCGAGCCCAGACCCUCCAGAAGCAGCGGAGGGCCCCAGUUGGGCCAAGGGCUCCCCCGCCCGAUGAAGAAGACCCCAGGCUCAAGUGCAAAAACUGCGGGGCCUUUGGCCACACGGCCAGAAGUACCAGGUGCCCCAUGAAGUGCUGGAACGCAGCCCUGGUUCCACAGACCUUUGGGAAAAAGGAAGGGAAGGAAAACCUGAAGCCGUGGAAGCCCCGGAUUGAAGCGAAGCCGGGGCCCUUGAACAAGGAUAAGGGAGAGAAGGAAGAGAGACCAAGGCAACAAGACCCGCAGAGGAAGGCUCUCCUCCACAUAUUUUCCGGCAAACCUCCAGAGAAGCCGCUGCCAAAUCGAAAAGGAUCCACGGAAUCUUCGGAUUAUCUGAGGGUUGCAAGCGGGCAAAUGCCGGUCCACGCAACCAGUAAGAGGCCGCGCGUGGACCCUGUCCUCACCGAUCGCUCAGCUACCCAAAUGUCUGACAGGGGCUCCGCCUUGGCUUCACUGUCUCCCCUCAGAAAAGCCAGUCGGAGCUCCUCCUCAAGUCUUGGAGCAAAGGAAAGACAGACAGGGGCUGCGGCCGACAUCCCUCAGCCUGCAGUGAGGCACCAGGGCCCCGAGCCUCUCCUCGUGGUGAAGCCGACACACAGCAGCCCUGAGGGUGGCUGCCGAGAAGUUCCCCAGGCCGCCUCCAAAACCCACGGCCUGCUCCAGGCCAUCAGCCCCCAGGCACAAGACCAGCUUCCUGCGGUGACCUCACAGCCCUGCCCACCAGCCCCCACACAGGGCUUGGGCCUCGGCUCCAAUCUCAGCUUCAGGCCAGGAGCCAAGAGACCUGCGCAGGCUCCGAUUCAGGCUUGCCCGAACUUCCCCAAGAAACCGAGACUGGGUCGCUUCCAGAUCCCCGAAAACGCCACCCAGGGAGUUGAGCUGGGGGCCCCGGAGAAUCUGCAACCUCCGCCAGCCGCAACGGAACUUGGACCAAGUAGGUCGCCCCAGAUGGGCAGGAGGACACCCGCCCAGGUGCCCAGCGUCGACCGGCAGCCACCGCACAGCAGACCUUGCCUGCCUACCGCCCAGGCCUGCACCAUGUCCCAUCACCCAGCGGCCAGCUAUGAUCCGGCCCAGCCUCUCAGAGUGCUCUUCCGGAGACUGGAAAACGGAUGCUGGAGCUCCAGCCUCCUGACAGCCCCCUCAUUUCACUCUCCUGAGAAGCCGGGAGCCUUCCUCGCUCAGAGCCCUCGUGUCUCAGAGAAGUCCGAGGGUCCCUGUGUUCGUGUCCCACCGAGCGUCCUCUAUGAGGACCUUCGGGUUUCCUCCUCCUCAGAGGACAGCGAUUCUGACCUGGAGUGAGACUGCAGGUGGCAGGGGCUCCUUGGCCUCCAGCUCCCGUGACUUGGAGGGGACUGUGGGACUGAGGAGCGGUAGAGCACGGAGCAGACUCUGUGCGGUGACUCCGAAGCUCCCCGGCUGCGGCGCCUCUGUGGAUGUGGGAGCCCAGGCCAGGCAGGGAGCAGAUGCGGGGACUCUGCCUCCUUGAAUUCUGGUGAGGGACAUUGUAGUUCGCAUGGGUAUCCGGAAACGCGCCAGGA